AUGGCCCAGGACGAGCCUUUACAGUCCCUCCAGCGCACAGUCUGGCAGGCUCGACUGCCUCUGGAGAUUCGACUAGCCGCUUCCGAAUCUCGUACCUUUGAUGGCGCUGACCCCUACCUGAUCGCCUUUCCUCGGUUGUCAUAUCUUCCACUCCUGCUUCCGCGACUUCACGCCUUCUUUUCGUCCUCACUAAUUGCCGAUCCCGAGACAAUAUCACCCUAUGCUGGCUACUUCACAUUUGACAACGUCCCCUUGAAAUGGCAUCUCCCGUUGGGGCUGCUCUACGAUGUAUACGUGAUGUCGACUCAGGAUGCCCGACCAGAUUCAUCCUCUUCCGAGCCCCUACCAUUUAGGCUAACUGUGCAUUUUUCGGCCGACCCGGACAAGCCAAUGCUGCCAGAUGCAAGCCCCGUUGUUCUACAUGACUCUUUCAUUAACUCCGUCAAAGAGGCGGACUUUUUGAGAUCUGGAACUGCCAAACCCAUCAUGACCUUGUCGGCUCAGGAGAGUAAGGCUCUGUGGACCUCAACCCAAGACAACGACUUGCCGACAUUUGCAAGGAUCCAUGGCUCUUUGGUGCCAACAGCGGGCCAGAUGAGGCAUGUCCCCUUGCGAUUGUAUCUACCCUCUGCACCGGACCAGGACCCGGGCAAAGCUCAAAUCAAAGUGUUACAAUCACACAUUCCACCCACUGUCGCAGUAGUCGGAAACCAGAGUUUGCCUACCAGUGUGCGAGGGAUCCCAGCAGGACAACCUCAGACAUUGGGGACGGCCUUGCAUCAGCUUGUGCCCAGCUUAUUUCCAUCUCGGAGGACGCCAAUUCUCGCUACACCGCUUCUGCAUGGUGCACCCGUUCCCAUGAGUGCUCAGCUUGAGGAACUUGCUCGAUGGGGUUGCUAUGCAGACGGCUGGUUGUCGGUGGUGAUAGCCAUGCGUGGAUAA
This is a messenger RNA of Fonsecaea nubica, 942 nucleotides long. RefSeq lists its product as hypothetical. Lineage: Eukaryota; Fungi; Ascomycota; Eurotiomycetes; Chaetothyriales; Herpotrichiellaceae. The transcript is spliced from 2 exons. The record is from RefSeq and is a predicted model, not a curated record. The coding region runs from base 1 to 942 and encodes 313 amino acids. Gene Ontology annotation, cellular component: Atg12-Atg5-Atg16 complex; phagophore assembly site membrane; cytoplasm. Gene Ontology annotation, biological process: cellular response to nitrogen starvation; autophagy of mitochondrion; autophagosome assembly.